Molecule: messenger RNA, 881 nt
Organism: Cucurbita maxima (winter squash)
Lineage: Eukaryota; Viridiplantae; Streptophyta; Magnoliopsida; Cucurbitales; Cucurbitaceae
Product: protein LITTLE ZIPPER 3-like
Exons: 2
Coding region: 153-464 (103 amino acids)
Source: RefSeq, a predicted model, not a curated record
CUCUUUUGCCAUCAUGAUUCCUACUGUAAUCAUUGCAAUGAAAGGCCUCUCUUUCUCUCUCUUCUAUUUCGAUUUCUUUUUUUGUUCUCUCUCUUCUAUAUAUACUCUCAAUUCCAUCGCUCCAACCAAUUCCGAAUUCAAUUUCCACAAAAAUGUGCGAUUCUUCUCGAUUCAUGCUCCUUUCCUUCACUCGUUCCUCUUUACGUUGCCGCCAUCGCCGCCGGCCGAUUCGACUCUACAGGCUUUUCAGGAGGAUGAAAUUCGCGAAGGAUCGGACCGGCGUUAAGGAAGAGAUGGAGAUCGAGAAUUUGAAACUGUACAUGGAGAAUCAAAGCAUUAUUGAGGAGAACGAGAGGCUGAGAAAGAAGGCGUUUCUUCUUCACAAAGAGAAUCAGGUUUUGUUAUCUCAACUCCAGAUUUUCUCUAAGCGAAAAUCGCAGCCUAACUCCGAUUUGAGCGACUAGCUCGAAAAUUAAAUCAUCUAUAACGAUCGAGUAGAGGAUUUUUCAACGCUAUCAUAACUUUCGGCUUCCGAUUUCUUUUUCCUACGAUUCCUUGGUUUGUAAUCUGUCCUUAUGAAAAUAAAUUAGGUGUUGAUUUAGAGGGGAGGGGAAUAAUCAAGGAUAAAUUCAGUUUUUAGGGCAUAGAUUUUGAGAAAUAUAGUCAUGUGAAGAAAUACAUCAUGAACUGUUGCAAAUGUAAUAGAGAACUCUGUACCGUCAAAAAUCGAUCGAUCUAAAUUCUUUAUUGAAACUCCAUUGAAGAAGCUUUGGUUGAAGGGUUCGAUCUUGAAGCAAAAGAAUGAUUUGGUUCUUGGAACUAAAGCUUGAAUCCAAAUGGUGGAAAGGGAAUGUAGCAUCGUUCUAGAAAGCGUUGCUUUU